Molecule: messenger RNA, 8069 nt
Organism: Dunckerocampus dactyliophorus (ringed pipefish)
Lineage: Eukaryota; Metazoa; Chordata; Actinopteri; Syngnathiformes; Syngnathidae
Gene: diras1b
Product: DIRAS family, GTP-binding RAS-like 1b
Exons: 3
Coding region: 304-900 (198 amino acids)
Biological process (GO): signal transduction
Cellular component (GO): plasma membrane
Molecular function (GO): GTPase activity; GTP binding; GDP binding
Source: RefSeq, a predicted model, not a curated record
GCGAGAGAAAGAGAGAGAGAGAGAGGUAGAGGAGGAGGUGGCGGUCGUGGUGAUGGUGUGAUGGUGGGGGGAGUCUACCGUGGCGGAAAUCGGACGACAUGAGCUCGACGUGAAAAAUGCUUUAAAAAGACGCGCUUUCCCCCCCCUUUCCUCUCUUUAUUGCACCUUCUUCAAUUAGAAAGUGCUUCAUUUCCUGCUGCCUGACCGCGCUUUUUUUCUUUCUUUUUUUUGGUGGGAGGCGACACGAGACGAGCAGAGACUUCACCUGACGUGCUCCAGGGGCGUGACUGAAGGGGGUCCAGAAUGCCGGAGCAGAGCAACGACUACCGGGUGGUGGUGUUCGGAGCAGGAGGAGUUGGGAAGAGCUCCCUGGUGUUGCGCUUCGUCAAGGGGACCUUCAGGGACACGUACAUUCCCACCGUGGAGGACACGUACCGCCAGGUGAUCAGCUGCGACAAGAGCGUGUGCACGCUGCAGAUCACCGACACCACCGGGAGCCACCAGUUCCCCGCCAUGCAACGCUUGUCCAUCUCCAAAGGCCACGCCUUCAUCCUGGUCUACUCCAUCACGAGCAAGCAGUCCCUGGAGGAGCUGAAGCCCAUCUACCAACAGGUCCUGGCCAUCAAGGGCAACGUAGAGGCCAUCCCCAUCAUGCUGGUGGGCAACAAGAGUGAUGAGACCCAGCGCGAGGUGGAGACCAAGGAUGGCGAGGCCCAGGCCAACCAGUGGAAGUGCGCCUUCAUGGAGACGUCGGCCAAGACCAACCACAACGUCACCGAGCUCUUCCAGGAGCUCCUCAACCUGGACAAGAAGCGCAACAUGAGCCUCAACAUCGACGGCAAGCGCUCAGGGAAGCAGUCGCGCGCCGAGAGACUGAAGGGCAAGUGCAGCGUCAUGUAAAUGGCGGGCUGGACGAGGGCAAGAGGAAGAAGGAAGCGAGAGAGGAAGACUGAACAGGAAUCCCAUCAUUCACAUCCUUCCCAAGCAUGACUCAGCGGCGGACAGGAGGCUGGUCGCCAUGGUGAUGAAAGGCUAGGAUCUCGGAUGCAAGCAGGAAGGGGGGGGAAAAAAAAGACCACAGACUCAACUCGUUCUCCUCCUCGGCGUUCCUUUUGGAAAACAGAGGGAACCUCCCUCGUCCUGACCGCACCUCUUUUAUCAUAACACACGUGGAAGACAUUUAUACAAAGUGUCAAAGAGCUCCUUUGUCCUCUGAGGUUUGAGAGCAUGAACGCCACACGGCAUCGCAAAGGCAACUCCCGAGGAUGUAAAUAAACCACAACUCAUCCCCUCUCAUCUCACCUCCACCGGAUUCCCACAACAAAAAAACAAGCGCCCCAGCCUCAAUGUCAUACGACAAACAACAAAGAUCCUCUCCGCCACACAUUCAUCAAUCGCCACCAAAAGUGGUAACGCACGCACACACACAGACACACACACACACACACCAUGACGCAGCAAUCCUUUUAAAGACUCUAUGAAAGCCACAUUUUUUGGGGGGGAGGGGAGCUCCGGCCUUGCUUGCUUGCUUGUUUGUUUGAGAGGAUGAUCCACUCUUCUGAUUAUUAUUGCCAAGCCGGUGAGACUCAAACGAUGUGGAUUUCUGGUUGUGAGGUUCAAGAAUGUCCGUUUUUUUGGAAGUUUAUUUUGUUGGAUUGCCUUGUUUUUGAUGCUUUUUGGGUUUAUGUAAAGCAGGGGUGUCCAAACCUUUCCCAUACAAGUGGGGUGGGGGUCAGCGUCGGUCAAUAUACAGGUGCAUGUUGUAUACAGUGUUUCACAUAGGACUGCAAUGUUGAUGUGGGGGGCGAGGGGGUGAUGACCUAAUUUUUAUGAAAGUGAGCAAAAGACAUGAAAAGCAAAACAAAUACAAAUGAACUUUCGUCCCUCAUUUCUUUUUGUGUUUUUUUUUUUAAGCCACAAGCAAGCUGGAGCCGCUUGUGAGUGCUUUUAAUUGUGCAGGAGGGGGGCACCCGCUGCUUGUUGAGAAACACGAUACAUGCUUUCAUGUUAAUAGUCUCCAAAGGUCUCCAAGAAGACCAGAAUACUCGCGACUAACACUCAUCCCUCCUGCUACGUUUUCUUAUUCUCCGGCAGACCAGGUGUGUUCAGUCCCAUUAGGUGUUUAUGUGCGGGGAAAUAAAUGAAUGUUCAAGCUUCCAACUAAUAAAACCCUCUAAUUCAGUAUCUCAUAAAAUGUGAACGGUCAAAAAGUUGACAAUUGCAAACUACUGGUGUCUCAAAUCAGCAAACAAUCUGCAAAACCUUUAAGCCUUUAAUUGCUCUCUUAGUCUGAAUUGUAAUCACUUAUAUUCUCAUUUAUAGACAUGCACCUGUAUGCUAAAAAAAAAACACUGACAACUUUGCAUUUGUGUUAUAGGUGACAUAGCAAAUUAGAAUAAUAUCAAAUGAGCUGCGGGCUGGAAGGGCCACGCUUUGGACACCCCUGCUGUAAAAUCAAAACACACUCUGAAAAAGCACACAAGAGUAUAACAAAAAAAAAAGAGAUGGAUGUAUUUAUUUGUGCAACCUGAUUCUAUACUGUUUCUUUUUGUUUUGUUGGUUCCCCUCUCACACUCAUCCCAGCAUCACACACACACACACACACACACACACAGCAUGCACUCGAAUGACCCACGUCCACACGCCCUCACAUUGCACUUUAUUACAUAAACACACACUCGUAUUGAAACGUCACUACCCUCCAUUCACCACUUUUUCGCACAGGAUUCUGCACGCUGUUCUCACACAAGGGCAGCCCAAAGCACAAUACUUUUUUACCGAUUUGUACCUUUCUUUUUCCUGGUUUUCCCCGCUUCUUCAGUCACCAAUCCUGAGGAACAAUCACCGUCAUAGGCCUCCCACCCGCCACGUGGCACAAUGAGGUUGUUUUCUGCUGAGCAACAGGGUAUACAUACUGUCAAAGAGAGAGCGGACGGAUGGGCUUGCAGGAUCAUCACACACACACACACACACACACAAACACACACACAAAAACAAACCACCAGAAAAAUAAAAGCACAGCUGUUUGUUUUUUCUUAAACGUGUGCAGCAGAAUCAACAACGAGGCACUUUAGGGUGACAUUUUACUUGAAGACGAGCUUAUGAAUCAUCCCGCAUUGUUAUUCAUGCCACCCCCCAACGCUGUUGUGUGUGUAGUUAUUGUAAAUAAUCGUAACGCCACGGGACGAGAGCUUCAAAUAAGACGUUACCCGUGUAAAACUAGAGCAGUAGUAGGAGGUUUGAUGUUGCAAUGUACUGUAAUAUAUAUACAUAUAUAUUAUAUAUCCUGCUUCAAUAUAAUUGUAUUGGCCAUGUCCACAUCUGACCAAUCAUACUAGCAUAAAAUGUGAGUUUUGGGUUCCUUUUUUUUCAAAGUGUUGUAGUUUUUUGCACUAUAACAUGAGGUCCUGUUUAAAGUCCAAAAAUAUAAUAAUAAUAAUAAUAAUAAUAAACGUUGUACCCUUUACCUGUUAGAUACCAGGGAUGCUCAGAUGUACUAUGUUCUCCUUUUUUGUUUUCUUCCUGAUUAAUAUAUGAAAAGCAAGAAAGGAAGCACUGGGUCAUUUAGAGGCAGUUUUCACGAGCGCUGUGUCGGAUAUGCGAUGAAAAGCAAGGCAUUGAGUAAAAAAAAACUGUAGUGUAGUUGCUCAUGAGUCUCCUUUUAAAGUAAUUAUCAAAAUCAGAUAAUUCACAAAAUAAAUAUUACUAUGAAAUUGUGUGGUGACAGUUGUUCCGUGUCAUUAAAAAGAUUAAACAAUCAUUAUUAAGUAAGGCUAAUGAACUAGCGAUCUCCAGCGCAGUGGCACGAGCCAUUGUUUUGUGUGUUCUGUGCACGCGCACGUGCCUCAAGCAGCAGCGCCGAUGAGGCUGGAGUUAGCGAGCCGACAGUCUGACAACCAACGACAAACCAUGCCUCAGUUUCUCCUCGAAUGUCUAACAAAUCGCUCGUUGGAGAUGAUGGCGGUGAGUUUUGUUUCUUCUUACCGAGCAAAAUGCUGACUCGUGAGGGGUUCCAUUAUUGAAAUGUGCCCGUGUUAGCUGUAUAUGCUAUUUCCGGUUGCCUCUUGUUAGAUGGUAGAUGGCGCCAGACAGAUUGCGUGCUGCCACUACGAAACACUUAGCCGGAACGCAAUCGAUUCAACUAUGUGCAGAACGCGUCUACAUCCGGUCCGCCUAUUUUUCGGCAGUUACAUGUGAGGCAUGUGUAAUCUACGCCAUCCGUCUAGUGAUGGAAAUUCCAGCUCUUUUUAGGGAGUCGGUUCUUUUGGCUCCUUUCACUAAAAAGAGCAGACUCUUUCGGCUCCCAAGUGGCUCCUCUGAUUUUUUUGUUGUCUUAAAUUAAUUUAUUACCAAAUUUUGUGUAUUGUGUAAAAAGAGCUGCUAAUGUAAAACAUACAUCAUAUCAAAUGUUUAUUAUUUAAAUGGAUUUACUUAAAUCAUCAACAAACAGCUACAAAAAAUGUAUAAUAAUAUAUUAUGAAAUACAACACCCGUCUCUAUAGACAAGGUAAAAUCUCUGCAUGCAAAUUCUAACUAUUUACAAUCAAACAGCACAACAUCAACAAAACACCAAUCUUUACUGAAGGUUGCCAUUCAAACGCUGCUCCUCUGUGUGCUGUGUGUGUUUAACCGCCGCAUGGCGUCACACUUUAACAGAAAAAAAGACGAGGAAAAAACGAAUUGUCCCUCGAUUGGCUCCCGACGAUGCGAGCCCCGGCUCCUGUCGUUCAUUUCAAAGAGUCGGCUCUUCAAGCCGAUUGUUCACGACCGACACAUCUCUACAUGUCUAUCUCUUUGAAGGCAGCAAGCAAUAUACACCCCCCACUCCCAAAAAUGUUAUUAAGAUGGAUAGAAAUUUGGGAAAUUACAACAUAAUAAUUUUUUUCGCCACUGAAAAACACAAAAGCAUUUGUUCUGAAGAUAUGUUUGGAUGGAUGGUAUAUUUCUCCAUCCAUCCAUCCAUCCAUUUUCUAUGCCGCUUCUCCUGUUUAGGGUGGCGGGGGUAUGCUGGAGCCUAUCUCAGCUGACUUCGGGCGAGAGGCGGGGUACACCCUGGACUGGUCGCCAGCCAAUCUUAGGGCACAUGUAGACAAACAACCAUUCACACUCACAUUCAUACCUAUGGACAAUUUAGAGUCACCAAUUAUUUUCUCCGUUGAGAAGAAAACCUCUAGCUUAAUCCUUUAGAUGAAUCCAUCUUUGCACUGUUUAUGGCUGUUUAUGCUGAAGUAUCACUGCAUUUUAUGUGUUUUAUUGUAUUUAUUUACAUAUGUUAUACGUCUUAAAAAUGUGCUAAAGGAGGAAGUGGCGUAGUCCUCGCACAUGCGCAGAAGCGAUUGCGUUCCGGGUGCGUAUUGCGUAGUGACACGCGCCAUAUUACGUGUUUGUUCUUGUCCGAAAGUGAUGGCUUAGCAACAGUAGCAGCAUGAGACGGCGUUUUAAGUGGAAGAGACAGGAUGGUGUGGAAAAACAAGCAGAGGGAGCUAUGACUAUACAAAGUGUGGAAAUAUGUAGAAUAGCCUACACUCGCCUGCAUGUGCGGGAAGUGUUUGUGUGCAGGACGUGCGUGCAGUGGCGUUUUUUCUAUGGAUACAUAGCAGGGCAGCUACACUACUGUCUCUUACUGUUUAUCUUUCAAUUACAAUACACAGGAAACAACAGUAACCAAAUAGUCCUUUAAAAUCCAUAAUCAAGAUACAUUUGAUGACGAAAUUAUUUUAUUGAUGAACCUUUUUUUUCCAUGACAAAAUCGAGACCGUGACGAGCUAAAGAAAGGGGUUACUACAUUAUAGCAAUGAAAUGCGAUUUGUUUAUGAUGUGUUAUAUAAAACCGUGUGAAAGACAGUAACAUCAAAAAGCACAAAAUGAAUACAGACCCGCCAUCCACCAGUACGAGCCUGGAGUUGGUUUUACGUCGCUGUUUAAUGUGUGUGGUAAAAGGCAGUGUGCUAGAAUGAAUUAACUUGAGGUUGUGCGCCAACAAAUGUGCCAGUUAGCACUCAAUAGCAUCAUUAAAUCAUACCUUACCAAAUAUGAGGUGAAAAAAAAUACAGUAUAGUAGUCUGUCUGUGCCGCGUGGGAGAAACUUGGCACAUGUACAACGAUGCAACAAACACCAUAAACAUGCAAAAACUAUGGGAUUUGUAGCUGUAUAUUAUUUUACAAUAAAAUAAUCUCCUAUAUUUUCCAAAUUGAUAUGCAUUUGCAUAAAAUUCGAUGGAGUUAUUGACCAAUUCAUUUUUUUUAAGUGUUUUUUUUUAUCAUUGCAACUGAAAGUUUCCUGCAGCCCGGUUCGGUUCCGCCCACGGUCUAGUACCGGGCCCUGAUCUAUCAGUCAUUUAAAAUGCAUGACAUUUCCACCUAUUGUGCGGGUGUUAUGUUUUUUAAGAUAUGAUGUACCUACCUUUGGUGUUGUAUUUACUGUAGACUUUUACAGGUGUACUUUGUAUACAGAGAGUAAUUGUAUCCCCUCAUUGUUUUUUUCCUCAUCUAAUUUCCAGUACUUAUUGACAUGAAUUAUAUUUUUUAUUUUUUUUACUAAAACAGAUUUUUAGUUUUCGUCAACUAAAACCUUUUUGGGUUUUUGUUGACCAAAUCUGGACUAACACUAUCACAUAUAGAAAUGACUAAAAUCGAUGCUAAAAACAACACUGGCACUGGUGCAGGUAGGGUGCAGUUGCACAGCACUGGGGGCGGUUGGAGUGGGCAGCAGCCACCAACUAGAGACGCCUCGUGAAUCUGCCGUGCAGUUCUUCACUGAACCGCUAGGGGUGGCGAUUUUCUGAGCAACCGUGACACUUGUCGCCUGCUGUAUGUAGCACGACUCUGAGGAAAAUGUGAUUUGAGAUUUUCUUGCUGAGAUUUCACAGAAAUCACCUUGUUUUAAUUAUCAUUAUUAUUAGACUCCUCGUUGUCUUGUUCCGCGUUCAAGACAUUCUUCGUAGGAGGUCCCGGAAGGACAUUUGUCGGGGGACUUUCUUAAUAGAACGAGUACAAAGACUGAAAAUAGUCAAAAAGAUGGCAUGCUCACUCACUGAACGGCACAUUCUUGCAUGUGGUAAAGACAAAUCAAUAGAAAGGUCCGUUAAUGAAUGCGAUCGCUCCUCCUAUGAACUGAUGAAUGAUGACUGAAUUGCGAGUUGGCUCCACGAGAAGAACCAGGGCAUCAAAGCCAACUUGCAAAAUUGUAAAAAGAAAACUUUGUUACGGUGGAUUGAGAUUCAGAUUUUUUUUUUGGGAGUCCUUACUCGUUAGCUUCCUUUAUUGCUCAUUCGUACUUCUUUACUCGUUAGCUUCCUUUAUUGCUCAUUCGUACUUCUUUGCGAAUAUUCUUGAUCACUAUGACAAGGACAGAGAGAGUCGGCAAGAGCAGGAAGUCAUGUCUAUGUGGGUUUUUUUGUUUGAAACUUCCUGUUUAUCUUUCAGUGACACUAUAAAGCAAAACAACAAAAAUACGUGUUAGCUAGCUAGUGCCAAAUUUGGCUGGGUGCAAUAUAUCUAAAGGUGAAAAAAUAUAAACGAGUUUUGCUUGUAAGUUUGUGUGGAAGUAAAUGGACGAACUGUUGCAAAAAAACAAGACAUACGGUAGCCAUAAAGGGUCAAAAAGAUGUGUGGUCAGAGAUCAACAGAACUGCUGACAAUUCUUUUGUUUUGCGUGGUCACUUGUUGCUAGGCAGAAUUGUCGGGGAGUAAGGAUCACGGACAGGAGAGUCGUCAGGAACAGGAAAUGAUCAUUGACACAGAGUAGUUUCACUUUUGAAUCUUGAAUUUUGUAUUAAACAUAAAAUGCUAGUCGGAAAGAGAUGUGGGGCACUGGCCCACUUGCCCCUAAUUUGAAAGUGCCACUGCCCUUUGCUCGUCUUAUUUUUCUAUUUGUUAAUAUUCACUUCCAUGUACAUGCACACUCAGCCUCCGACAUUUUUUUGUGCAUGAGUGUGCGUGUAAGUGUAGGUGUGUGUGUGUGUGUGCUAUUGUUGUUGCCUUGUCAAUGCUUUCCACUGCAUGAGUCACCAACACGCCUACACACACACACACACACACACACACACACACACACACACAUCUUCACA